Messenger RNA from Symbiodinium necroappetens, 233 nucleotides. Lineage: Eukaryota; Dinophyceae; Suessiales; Symbiodiniaceae. The record is from the annotation of a GenBank genome assembly.
GCUGCAAGUGCAUAUUGGGCUUGCAUCGACAUCGGUUGCAUGCUCAACCUCCAGGCCUGGUUGCAGCACCUGCACGAGCGGCCGUCCUUCAAGACUGGGCUGACGAUCCCAUUUGCGAGGCCAGCAUUCUUUGGGCCGCCCUGGGCAACAGAGGCGGAUAUCGCAGCAGAGAUCGGGGCCAACGCUGCUCAGUUCAGUAUUCCUCAUCAGAAGUAGCGGAGGAGGAGCGCUGA